GCCAAUCAAAGAGGUUGGAUCUUGAGGUAGGGGGCCCUAGCGAAACGUUUGGAAAAGCACGGUGGUGCGUGUGGGGGGUGGUGCAAAAAGCCAUGUCUGCGUCGGCGGCCAUCGAACAGCGCAACCAGGAGGCGACCGUCUAUGUGGGCAACCUCGACGAGAAGGUGACCGAGGAGCUGCUCUGGGAGCUCAUGCUGCAGGUCGGCGUCGUCGUCAACGUGCACAUCCCGCGCGACAAGGUCACGUCCAAGCACAGCGGCUUUGGCUUUGUCGAGUUCCGCACCGAGGAGGACGCCGAGUAUGCGACCAAGGUCAUGAACAUGAUCCAGCUCUUCAACAAGAUCAUCAAGGUCAAGAAGGCAUCGCAGGACACGAAGACGCUCGACAUUGGCGCCAACCUCUUCCUCGGCAACCUCGACCCGGACGUCGACGAGAAGCUCCUCUACGACACCUUCUCGGUCUUUGGCGGCAUCAUCGAGACGCCCAAGGUCAUGCGCGACGUCGAUACGAAGCAGUCAAAGGGCUUUGGCUUUGUUGCCUACGACUCGUUUGAGGCUGCGGACCUUGCGAUCGAGUGCAUGAACGGCCAGUACCUCUGCAACCGGCAGAUCGUCGUCCAGUACGCAUACAAGAAGGGCAGCCAGAGCGAGCGCCACGGGUCGCAGGCCGAGCGCCUCCUCGCGUCCAACAACCCAAGCAAGAUCAAGCCCCACACGCGGUUUGCGUUUGCGACGCCGGCCGUGCCGGCCGCGCCGACCAUGAUGCACGCCCAGAUGCACCCCCAGAUGGGCCACACCAUGUACCAGCAGCCGCCGCCGCCGCCCGCCGGCAUGAUGUACCAGCAGCCCCCGCCCGUGCCGGCGACCAUGAUGUACCAGCAACCGGCGCCCAUGUACAGCAUGCCACCGCCGCCGCCGCCGCAACAGUAUUAAACGACGACAAUCGACACUCUCUACCUUGACCCUGGACGCCGCCAUUCUUAGGACGCUUGCACUUUCCAGCGCUGCCCAAUGAGCUUGAUCUGCUUGAG
Saprolegnia diclina VS20 is the source of this 1030-nucleotide messenger RNA. RefSeq lists its product as hypothetical. Gene Ontology annotation, molecular function: RNA binding. NCBI's taxonomy places the organism in Eukaryota, Oomycota, Saprolegniomycetes, Saprolegniales, Saprolegniaceae. Bases 93 to 932 code for a protein of 279 amino acids. The transcript has a single exon. The record is from RefSeq and is a predicted model, not a curated record. Gene Ontology annotation, cellular component: U12-type spliceosomal complex; nucleolus. Gene Ontology annotation, biological process: positive regulation of mRNA splicing, via spliceosome.